AUGGCCUCCGGAUUCAGCUACACGGGCGGUCGGACAAAGUGUUUUCCUUUCUGGCAGGACUUCCAAAAGUGCUAUGCGGGCGCCGACCACCCGAGCGAGUGUGUGAACCAGAAGGAGGACUACUUGGAGUGCUUGCAUCAGACUAAGGAGCUCUCCCGCGCGAUGCGGAUCCAGUCCGAGUACUUGAACAAGACGGCGCACGAGUUGCAGGACAAGCGCAAGGCGGCCGAGGCACAGGUCGAGACGGGCGGGAUCCUCGGGUUGGGACUGCUGCAAAGUGAGGGUGGGCAGGCGCAAGAGGCCAAGGCAUAG
Messenger RNA from Rhodotorula toruloides NP11, 312 nucleotides. Its product is annotated as respiratory chain complex I component. The transcript has 4 exons. The record is from RefSeq and is a predicted model, not a curated record. Bases 1 to 312 code for a protein of 103 amino acids. Gene Ontology annotation, biological process: mitochondrial respiratory chain complex I assembly. NCBI's taxonomy places the organism in Eukaryota, Fungi, Basidiomycota, Microbotryomycetes, Sporidiobolales, Sporidiobolaceae.